AUGUUUUAUGUAGGACCAGCGAUUGACUGUGUUCUGUGUAGGAGCGGUGAUCAACUUUGUGUGCUGUGUCUUGUGCCCAGGCCUACUCGGGAAUACGAAGGGUUUGACUGGCAAGGAGAUCUGCCGCUUAAGUUUCCACAAAGAGAUCUUUUCAUAUAUGAAAUGCAUGUCCGUGGAUUUACAUGCCAUGAGUCCAGCCAGGUGAAAUUUCCUGGUACAUACCUUGGUGUAGUGGAGAAACUUGAUCAUUUGAAGGAACUUGGUGUGAACUGUAUCGAGUUAAUGCCAUGCCACGAGUUUAAUGAGUUGGAAUACUACAGCUACAAUUCUAUCUUGGGACUGCGAAAUUUUGCCCUCAUUGUGGGCAAUGUUGUGCCGUCAAACACCACAACUGCCGAUUCGGAUAGCUUUAACAGCUGGUGGUUUUACAAAGGAGAGUAUAUUGUUGGUGCUGCGAAGGGGGAGAGAGGGCAUGUGUUAUGGAUUGCCGGGGGUACCAAUAUAGGCAUUUGCCCCUUCCCUUGA
Messenger RNA from Ilex paraguariensis (yerba mate), 525 nucleotides. Lineage: Eukaryota; Viridiplantae; Streptophyta; Magnoliopsida; Aquifoliales; Aquifoliaceae. The record is from the annotation of a GenBank genome assembly.